AUGUGCUGUGACAAAACUGUGAACAAAGUGAAACCACAUGACAGGAUCGAAGACAGAAGAAACAAGAUGAGAGAAGGAAGUAUUUUGCCACAGAAAAACAACCUACAUAACGUGAAUGUGAACAAUAUUUAUUUACAAACCAGUAGUAAUUCUUGUGUGUUAUCAUCAUCUCACACUGACAAAAAAGAAGACAUAGAAAAUGUGAAUCAAAACACAGCAGGUACUUGUGAUUAUAGACCAAAUAACACUGAUCUUCCAUCAACAAAUAGGCCCUCAAGUGAAUCUGACAUUUACACUGAUAGCGAGGGAACAGUCCACCUCAUAAGUAAGCCAAUAAGCUUUAUUUUUAAGAGAUGUUUAGGGAACGGAGUUUUUCCAGAUUUUCUAAAAAUCUCAAAAAUUAUCCCUGUAUUCAAAAUGGGUGAUGAACAACUCCCCCAGAACUACCGAGCAGUAUCUAUUGUGCCAAUAUUUUCAAAAAUAUUUGAAUCAUUCACAUACUUUCAGUUAAGCAAUUAUUUUGUAAAGCAUGAUCUGCUUUGCAACAAUCAAUAUAGAUUUAGACCGGGUAAAAAUAUCCCUGUAGCUGUUCUGGGAAUUGUUGAUCACACUUUAACAGCUUUUGAAAAUAAUAAGAUGGUGUCACUUGUAUUAUGUGAUCUACAAGACAGUUUGUCUCACUUAGAAAUAAGCAUUCCCCCUUAG
This is a messenger RNA of Schistocerca americana (American grasshopper), 705 nucleotides long. RefSeq lists its product as uncharacterized. The transcript is spliced from 3 exons. The record is from RefSeq and is a predicted model, not a curated record. Lineage: Eukaryota; Metazoa; Arthropoda; Insecta; Orthoptera; Acrididae. Bases 1 to 705 code for a protein of 234 amino acids.